Molecule: messenger RNA, 822 nt
Organism: Rhizopus microsporus ATCC 52813
Lineage: Eukaryota; Fungi; Mucoromycota; Mucoromycetes; Mucorales; Rhizopodaceae
Product: alpha/beta-hydrolase
Exons: 5
Coding region: 1-822 (273 amino acids)
Molecular function (GO): phosphoprotein phosphatase activity
Source: RefSeq, a predicted model, not a curated record
AUGUUAGGACACAAGGAUUAUCUCUUUCAUCGAUUGCUAGCUCAAGAACUGCCCUAUUCUUCUUUCCGCUUUGACUUUCGAGGUAAUGGUGAAAGCACAGGCCAACCAGGAUAUGCAAAUAUGAAAGAAGAUGUAGAAGAUAUCCACACAGUAGCUGAAUAUUUUGAAAAUCAACUUGGAUAUGAGAUUUAUGCAGUUAUUGGACACUCGCGUGGUUCUGUGGCAGGACUUAAAUACGCCACUAGCUGUGAAAAGCCCUUGAGCUUCUUUGUGAACAUAUCAGGACGUUAUAAAAUGAACGAUAAUCAAAUCCAUAGAAAUAGACCUGAAAUAGGUGCUGCAUUAAAGGCACAAGGGUAUUUUGAUUGGCGUGUGAGACAGAGAGACCGAAUUGUGACCAUCAAAGUAACUCAAAAAGACGUGGAUCGAUUCACUUCAUGGUCAAACGAACAUGUCGCAAGGAUGCCACUGUCCACUUGUGUAUUGACAGUCCAUGGUCUGAAGGAUAAUAUCGUUCCUCCUUACAAUGCAGCAAUGUUUGCAAACAAAAUCCCCAACCACACACUUGUGCUCCUUCCAGAAGGCGAUCACAACUUUAAGGGGCAAUUUGAACAUGUUGUAAAAGCAGUCGUCGAUUUCUUUGCAAAACAUGAAAAGGACGAUUUUCGCAAAGUCAUGGGUAUGGGACAGCAUACAGGUCUAGUCUUGCCUCGUUGGAUAGACGUUGAAGGUGUAAGGAAUUUCAGAGAUAUUGGUGGCUGGCCCGUUCAAGGUGGAAAUGGAUACAUACGAGAGCGUACCGUGUUUCGCUCUGGACAGUAA